Cucumis melo (muskmelon) is the source of this 1678-nucleotide messenger RNA. RefSeq names its product ran-binding protein 1 homolog a-like. Gene Ontology annotation, cellular component: cytoplasm; nuclear pore. The coding region runs from base 516 to 1166 and encodes 216 amino acids. The transcript is spliced from 4 exons. Gene Ontology annotation, biological process: nucleocytoplasmic transport. The record is from RefSeq and is a predicted model, not a curated record. Lineage: Eukaryota; Viridiplantae; Streptophyta; Magnoliopsida; Cucurbitales; Cucurbitaceae. Gene Ontology annotation, molecular function: GTPase activator activity.
CUCCCAUUUCAAUGAUGAUCCAUAUGCGAGUACCAUUGAAACACGAUAUCUUUCCCUCUUUCAAUCUCUUUUGCUUCCGUUUCACUCUCACUCAAAGACGAUGAAGAAAAAGAAGCCAGCGAAUACGAUGAAGGAAUCAACGAUAAGAAACACGUGAAAACGAGGGUAAUUUGGAUAUUAUAUAAAAAAAGUUUAGGAAAAUACUAUAUGUAUUUUUUUUUUUUGCUGCUUCACUGAAUGGUUUGCAAAUUUUAGUAUUGAUGUAAAGUUUUCAUUUUUUGAAAAAAAAAAACAUAAAUGAUAAGACAUAGUCACAUAGUUUUGUAAAUUAAUUAAUUACGAAGAAGAGCCUUUUUAUUUAGGUUUAUUGGAAAACAUAGGUUUAGUGGUGGAGUUUAUUGUUAUUGUCAUUUGUUUCUUCAAAUAUAAAAACCCUAAUUUCUUCUUCUCCCACUCUUUCAUUGCCUUCCCCUAAUUUCCCAUCCUCUUUCCAUAACCCAACAAAAGCUUCAUCUAUGGCCACCUCCGAUUCUGAGCGCCGAGACGACGAGGAGGCUCAUGCCGGAGAAGAUGAAGACACUGGAGCUCAAGUCGCCCCCAUCGUCAAGUUGGAGGCGGUUGAUGUUACCACCGGUGAAGAAGAUGAGGACGCUGUUCUCGAUCUGAAGGCAAAACUGUAUCGGUUCGAUAAAGAUGGAAACCAAUGGAAGGAGAGAGGUGCUGGUACUGUUAAAUUCUUGAAACAUAAGCAGACUGGAAAGGUUCGCCUUGUUAUGAGACAGUCUAAGACGCUUAAGAUCUGCGCUAAUCAUCUUGUUCUUCCAUCAAUGACGGUUCAGGAGCACGCUGGAAAUGAUAAAUCCUGCGUUUGGCAUGCCACUGACUUCGCUGAUGGCGAAUUGAAAGAUGAGCUUUUCUGUAUCAGAUUCCCAUCAAUUGAGAAUUGCAAAUCUUUCAUGGAAACAUUCCAAGAAAUUGCCGAGAGCCAACAGAAGAAAGGGGAAAACAAAGAUGCAUCUGCGGCAGCCGGAUUACUUGAGAAACUGAGUGUCGAAGAAAAAAAAACUGAAGAUAAAGCUGAGGAGGAACCGGCCAAAGCUAAGAAAGAGGAUGAGCCCAAGGGUGAGCCAGAAAAAUCAGAUGCAGAGAAAAAAAAUGAUGAGUAACCAGCUAAUGAUGAUAUUAUCAAAGAUUUUUGAUAUGAAGUUCACCUCUCUUCCAUCCAUGUCUUGUGGUACAUCUAAAAACAUACUCGGUUCUUGGAUUGGAUUUCUGCUGGGGUGGGAGAGAGUGAGAGUCAUCCAAAUUGUACUUUGAUUGGAGUCCCUUUCCUUUCCUUUUUCUUUCUUCCUUUUGAAAAAAUGAGAUUUCUAGUCAUGGUUGUUGUCAAAUGGGGUGGGUUGUGUGACGGGAUGUCUUGCGGUUUGCGAAUCUUGAAAGAGUUAUAGAAUUGUGCGCGCCAAUGCUUAAGCUGAAGAUGCUGCAAGAGGUUAGUGAUUUGCGGAAGACAUCAUACUACACACUUAUUUUUUUGGAUUGAGUUGGGUCGGUUUGGUUUGGUUUGGUUUGGUUUAAUUUGCUGCUCAGUGCCGGAGAUUUUUUUUCUUACCUUCCGGAUGAAGAAAAAAUAUGAUGGGUGUUGUGGUAUUUUAUUGAAGUUUUAGCUCUUUUUAUUUUA